GUGAACGCGCGCGUGUGAUGAUCAUUUUGGCGUGCGAAAAAGAAAUUAUAAAUAUCAACUAAUGACAACAAUAAGAAAUAGUAUAAUAGAUGAAAUUCAAUGAGACAAAACAAAUAUCAGAGCGGUCAAAGGUUGAAGCGCGUUGCCGGAAAAAUUUGCGAAUGACAUUGUAGCAGCUAAUGAGGAAUUUGUUUUAAUGCUGAAACAAAAAUUCAUACAAAACGAAAACGCGCAAUUUGCUUAUCAACCGUGGCGAUCUACCCAAGAGACUGCACAGCGGAAAAAAUCGCCUAAUCAUCGACUCUAAAAUAACAAUAAACCGAAAGGUGCGGCUGCUGUGAGGAGAAAUUUAGAAAGCCGGAAGAAAAAGUAAAAACAAUUCAGUAUUUGAAACGUUUUUGCAAAAUAAAGACUCUUAUCGCCAAAGAAAUUUCCACAAAGUGUAACUGUCAGCAACAGAUAAACACAGACAAAUAAGAAAAACUUAAGAAGUGAAUAAACAUUUUGAAGAGAUUUUGAAAACCCUAGUGCCAGAACUAGUGAAGUGAAAAGAAAUAUCCGUAAGAAAUCUGAGUUGUCAGAAAGCUCAUCGCCGUACUUAAAAAAGCUGCUCACAUUUGUGGUACAAAUUCUGGGCGCUACAAGGCGCACGCCCCCGAUCACUACGCAAUCCCUUCGCAACUCAACGUCGUCAAUUGCGACACUUCCGCCAUCCACUACCGCUCACCUCGCUAACAUGCGCGCCUUCCAACGCGGCUUCUUCUGCGCCGAUCUCUCGCUGCGCUAUCCCUAUCGCGAGUGCACGAUCACCGUAUCCAUGCUGCUGAUCUACACAGUACUCCUUCCCAUGCUCUUCAUCAGCGUCGUUGAAAUAAUGCGCAUCUGCAAGUGUUUUCGAUUGCGCAAGUACAUUACCAACCUGGCGCGCAGUUUGGCGACCUUCAGUUACGGUUUCAUCGCCACCUAUCUGACCACAGAGUUGGGCAAAAAUGUGGUGGGCCGCCUGCGUCCACACUUCUACACCGCCUGCCAGCCGCGCUUGGCCGACGGCAGCUCCUGCGAGAGUGCCUACCAGCAGCUAGUGGGCGGCGGCGUCUACGUUGAACACUACUAUUGCUCCAAUCGCAAUUUGAGCGCGCGUCAGCUGCGCGAACUGCACGUGUCGUUCCCGAGCGCACACUCUUCGCUCGCCUUCUACGCCAUGUUGCUGCUAUGUUUCUAUUUGCACGCGGUGUGGCAUGGACGUGGCACUACGCGCGUACUACGUCACAUACUACAGUUCCUGUUGCUGUUGGUGGGCUGUUAUAUCGCGCUAAGCCGCGUACGCGACUACUGGCAUCACUGGUCGGACGUGCUGGCAGGCGCGUUGUUGGGACUUGUGUACGCCGUCUUGACAGCGGUCUAUGUAGGGCGCAUGCUGCGUGCGAACUUUGCGGAAGCGUGUACGACACCGAAGCAUAAGAAACAUCAGGCGCAGCAGCAGUACAAGGUGACAAACCAACAACAGCGCCCGCAUGCGCACCACCAUCCACUCGCGUCAUCACAUCAACACCUGACGCCGCAUGAUGCGCGCAGUCGCAUGCUAUUAGUGGCGGCUAGUGGCAGUGUUACCAACUUGCAGCAGCAACAAUUGCUGGCAACAGCGCACGAGGAGCACGAGAAGCACGAAAAACAACAGUUGCACGAACAAGUGAAGGAGCAUUUAAUGGAGCGCGGCAGCAUAGGCGGCGGCGGUGGCGGGGACUGUGAAUGGAAACUGCAGGCGGUUGUUUUGCCAACGUAAUUGCAAACAAUGCGAAGCGCCGUGGUGGAGGGAGCGUGCAUUGUGGCACGCGGGAAUGAGGACGGAGAAGCGAAACUGCGAAAUUGAUGGCGGAACAAAUCUGUAAACACAUUACAUGUCGGCAAGCAUUGUGAUAAGAGUGACGAAGAAAAACGCCCCCUUUUUGCACGCGGCUAAAUGUGCAAAAAAAAACGGUGAGGCAGCAGAAGCGUGGCUAAAGUGAGAGUGGAAUUAUGAGAGUUUUUAAAACUAAUGUGGUGUAAAAGAGCGGAUUUCUAUUGGAAAAUGCGCCAACGAUAAUUGAAAAAAAAUUAGAGAAUCAUGAGGGGGUCAGGACCCCUUCCUAGAAAAAAGAGGCUUUUAAACAUGUAUACGUAGGCUGAGCAGCAAAAUAUUGAUAUUUUUCAAAAAUGACUCUGCGACCCCCUUGAAUCCCCCUACACUACGCCCAUGUUCGCUGACGCAAAUGAAGUCUGCAUGCGAGUAACACUAAAGCACAUAUGAUAUUUGCAACAAAAGCACCAAACAAAAACAACAAAAGCUAAGCAGCCUUCAAUAACCGUACAUAAUUACGGGCCAAGCAGCCAACCAACCAUCCAGCCGAAAAAAGUGUUUUUAAGUAAAAAGGCAAAAAAUUCACCAUUGACUAUUAUUGUGCAACAAAAAGUGGCCAAAUCUGAAAGCACCAAAAAGGCAUUGCAAUUUCCUCAGCUGCAGUGGCGUCCGCAGUGUUUCAAGCACACAUGUAUGUACAUGUGUAUUUAAGUAGGUUCGGCUUGAUAUGGCAACAUCAGCCAGCGUGACAGCGCCAGAGCAAGUAGCCAGUAGCGACAGCGGCCGCGUGCCUUUGCUCUGAAAAGUUGCAUGCCGCGUACGAACGCAACAACAGCAGGCGCGAGUUGACGUGUGAGUGAGUCACCAGCAACCGAGCUUGGAAAUACGUAUGUAUGUAUAUUUAUAUAAGGAGCAUAUAUCUACUAAAAAAUAUAUGUAUGUACAUAUAUGCAUAUGUAAAUAUGUAAAUAUGUGUAUAAAUGGGAGUGUGUUGGCGCUGUUGGAGUUUGUUCCCCUUUGGCUGAGCUGUGGUGCAACAACCAAAACAGCAACUAGGAAAAAAACAGCAGCUACUUACAGCACAAAAAAAAAAAUAAAAAAUUAAGAAAAUUACAAAAAACAAAAAGCAAUAAGAAACAAUAGUAACAGCAGCCAUAACAACAACGAUAUCAGUUAAAGUAGCAGAGAAGAAAAAAGUCAGAAAAACAGCGUCAGCGUUCAACGGCAACGAAAAUAAUAAAAGAAAAGCAUAGCUUUGUAAUAGUUAAUAUAUUUAUAUGAAUGUCUGUUUGUAAACCUAUCUCUCUGUAUGUAAAUACAUAUGUAAAGAAAAUGUAGUAUGCAUAAAAUAUUGUAAAACAUAAAAAUGAGGCAGCUGCCAAAGAGCAGUUUCAAUAUGUUAGUAAUGCAUUCCUUAGUUUGUACAAUUUUUUGUAUGUAUGUAUGUUGUAUGUCGUUUAAUGUAUGAAUGUAUUUAACUGACACUUUGCGUCUAUAUUUUAAGCAAUUCAUUGUGUACCCAGUGCACUAACACUGCGACCGAUCAAUCAAUCGUUCCAUCAACUCGGACAUAUAAAUUUAAAUGAAUUAUAUCCUCAUAAUUUAUACGCUAAACUACUUAAGUACCUUGGUUUCCUGCUAUUACUAGUUAGCUAGUAUACAUACAUAUGUAUAUACAUAAGUAGUUAGAUAUGGAAAUGUGUAUAUAUGAAGGUAUAAAAGUUAACGGAGACAUAACUUACAUACAUUUAAGUAGUUCAGCAUA
Rhagoletis pomonella (apple maggot) is the source of this 3602-nucleotide messenger RNA. RefSeq names its product putative phosphatidate phosphatase. NCBI's taxonomy places the organism in Eukaryota, Metazoa, Arthropoda, Insecta, Diptera, Tephritidae. The transcript has 2 exons. Gene Ontology annotation, biological process: phospholipid dephosphorylation; signal transduction; phospholipid metabolic process. The record is from RefSeq and is a predicted model, not a curated record. Gene Ontology annotation, molecular function: phosphatidate phosphatase activity. The coding region runs from base 737 to 1783 and encodes 348 amino acids.